UCCCAGUUUGAGAUCCUUACAUAUCUAUCACUUGAAUAUUCAAAACUCUCUCUUUCCAAUUUCAGAUGCCAGUCUCACAGACUCAGCUAAAGCAAGCAGAAAAAUGGAACUGAAAUCUAUAACUCCAAGUCCCAACUUUUCUCUACCAAAUCCGAGAAUACAACCCGUAAUUCACUUGAAUUCGCUUGAGAAAAUCUCCAUUCGACAUGAAAGUACUAACAAAACCAAAGACGUCAUUGCUUUACCAACCAUGUCUGACAUAUUAUCCUCAUCCAAAGCUCAAAAACUUGACCUCCAGCUCAAAACAGUUGGACCCUUUUUCAGAAUAACAGCUAGGAGUCUUGAAACCAAAAAUGAGCUUGGUAGAGCUGAAGGGCUGAUAAGGGUUUGGUUAAGAGGCAAAAUCCUUCAUUUGGAUUCAAUAAGGUUAAGAAGAGAGACAUUGGGUAUGGAGAAAUCUAUUUUUGGUAUUGGUUUGUUUAUUGGAGCUGUUGCUAUUAGGUAUGGACAUGAUUGUGGUUGUAGGGUUGCUGAGCUGCUCGCCAUUAAUGACUCCGAUCUUUACCAUUCUAAGCUGGUUAGGUUCUAUACAAGAAUUGGGUUCAAGGCUGUGCAUGAAGUGACUGGUUCAACAACUGGAGACCUUGCUCAUAUGUUAGUUUGGGGAGGCGUAGGAACUCGAAUGGAUGCUGAGGUUGAAGAGCUUCUAAUAAAAUGGUGCACUAGAUUCAAACAUCGAAAUUGACUUUAUGAUUGUAGAUUCCAUCUUUGCUAAUGCUGAAAUUCAAUUGAAAUGAAUCGUGCCUGGAUAAAGGCAUUAGCCUAAAGCACUGCAGUAACUUGUAACCUACAUAGGCCUUCUGUAAAUGAGAGAACUUUUCUACCAUGUACUUGCUCUUGAGCUCUGGUGUUGAGAUAAGUAAACUGUUACAUUCAGAUGGCUGGUGAGUGCUUGACGAAGGUACUGCCUCUUGAACUUAUGGCUCAAAUAGUACAUUUAUUUCAACUUGAUAGUUAUUAUAUUGUAAAACAAUUCCCAAGAACUACAGAAAGAAAUAUCAUUGCUUAGAUGCAGAUAGUGUAAUCUCAUGUUUAUAGAUUGCUUCUUGCUCCAA
Messenger RNA from Ricinus communis (castor bean), 1115 nucleotides. RefSeq lists its product as uncharacterized. Lineage: Eukaryota; Viridiplantae; Streptophyta; Magnoliopsida; Malpighiales; Euphorbiaceae. Bases 104 to 745 code for a protein of 213 amino acids. The transcript is spliced from 2 exons. The record is from RefSeq and is a predicted model, not a curated record.